AUGGCAGUUGAAGCAACGCAUCUAAAUCUUUUUCCGGGCCAACUCGUUCAGGACAGGCACUCCUUCAACCCUUCGAACCAGGGUUCGAACCUUAAUCUUCCGUACAAUUCCCUGAUGGGUUUUGUGGGCGGCCCCGUGGGUGCUUCCUUGCCGGAAUAUCAACUGCUCUACCGUCCGGCGGCGUGUAAUUCGCUUCAGGCGAAGACCUCGGCCAACACCGACAGCGGCCUCACGUGCAACGUGCCGGUCUCGAGAAAGCGUCAGCGUGAUGACUCGCUCAGUCACCUCUACGGCAACCGGCUGCCGCCUUCUCUCGCCACCGGCGAGGACCUCAUGCCGCAACUACAUCAGUGUCAGUUGGAGAUCGACGCCAUUAUAUCCCAACAUAAUAAGAAAAUCCGAAUGGAAUUGGAAGAGAGGCAAAAGCAGCAGACAAGGCUGCUGGCGGCGGCCGUCGGCGAGGGGGCGAUGAAGAAAUUGAGGGAGAAAGACGAACAAAUCCAGAGAAUGGGAAAAUUGAAUUUAGUCCUUCAGGAAAGAGUUAAAAGCCUCUACGUCGAGAAUCAGCUGUGGCGAGAUCUGGCGCAGACUAACGAGGCCGCCGCGAAUUCCCUCCGAAACAACCUGGAGCAAGUCCUCCUCCAUAUCGGCUCGGAGGGCGUAUCGGGCGGCGGCGUCGUCCCGGCCGCCGUGGGCGAGGAGGAGGACGUCGAGUCGUGCUGCGGCAGCAGCGACGGAGGUCACUGCCGGGAGCAGGAAACCUCCGCCGUUGGCGGAGGCCGAAGGGAGAGGAUGUGCAGAAUGUGCGGCGAGAGGGAGCCGUGCGUGCUACUACUGCCGUGCCGGCACCUGUGCCUGUGCGGGCCUUGCGGCGGCGGGUCGCGGCAGCUGAUGGAGUGCCCCGUCUGUAACUCCAGCAUGGACGCAACUCUACACGUCAACAUGACGUCAUCGUAG
This is a messenger RNA of Striga hermonthica, 957 nucleotides long. NCBI's taxonomy places the organism in Eukaryota, Viridiplantae, Streptophyta, Magnoliopsida, Lamiales, Orobanchaceae. The record is from the annotation of a GenBank genome assembly.